AUUUCUUCCUCUGCGACCGCACCCCACGGGUAGGGAAAAAAAAACUGCCGCCGAGAGCCGAAAAUAUCCCCAAUCUCUCGCCGCCGAUAAACCCUAGCCAGCCAGCGUCUCGCCGGAUUGGCGCCGGAAUCGAGGCUCGCGGGCGCGGAGGAGCUGCGCCGCGGUCGGUCUGGUGGGGGGAAUUGCGGGUUGGUUCGGGGGAUUGAAGCCGCCUUCCCGGGCUGUUGUUCCCUGGGGUUGCCGGCGUCGGAUCCGGACGUGCUCCCGCGGAGAGUGGCGGGUUUUCUCUGGGACGAGGUUCGCCUCCGGCUCUGCCUGCUUCGCGCUGGAUUUGAUUGCCCUGGCUGCCUGGCUGGUUGGUGGCGACCCCUGCAUGCUGAGGUAGCUGCGUCGAUUCGGCGGCCGGCUGCAGCCAUUCCGUGAAGGGUGAACACCUUGUUCUUGGCAUUUCCGGGCAGCCUCCCCAGCGUUCGAUCUGCUGAGCCGAACAAAAGGCGUGACCUUUCCUGAACGCCUCCCGGCCACGCAAUGCUCCCCAAGGCCCGAAUCCACGCGGACCCGGCGCUCGACUUCGAGGCCGACCUCUUCGACUGCCUGCCGGACUCGCUGGUCCUGCUCAUCCUCAACAAGGUGGAGGACGUGCGAUCCCUCGGCCGCUGCUCGGCCGCCUCGAAGCGGCUCCACGGGCUCGUCCCGCUCGUCCACGACGUGCGCGUCAAGAUCGACCACGUCGUGACGGUCGACGGCAACGGCGACGCCGACGACGCGCUCAACCUGCUGUCCUCGCCCAAGCCCCGGAACGUCCUCUCGCACCUCCUCAAGCUCAUGCUGUGCACCAUCGCCAAGCCCUUCCACAGCAUCCGCGGCAGCCCAAACGGCGCCGGCGCCGGGCGGCCGCUCUUCCCGCACCUCGCGCAGCACUCGCCGGCGCAGGUGCUCCGGAGCUUCACCCACGUGCGGAACCUCCAGAUCGAGCUCCCUUCGGGGGAUGUCGGGACCGAGGACGGAGUCCUCCUGAAAUGGCGGGCCGAGUACGGGAGCACGCUUCAGAACUGCGUGAUCCUGGGAGGCACCAGGGUCGACCGCAAGCCUGUUGGCGGCGCGGAGCAUGAGCCGGCUUCGGAGGACAAUGGGAGCAUGCCGGAGUCGUUCUACACCAAUGGUGGGCUCAAACUCCGCGUCGUGUGGACGAUCAGCUCUCUGAUCGCCGCGUCGACGAGGCAUUAUCUUCUCCGGUCGAUCAUCAAGGACCACCCCACGCUUGUGAGCUUGGUGCUCACCGAUGCCGACGACCAGGGCACUCUGUGCAUGGGAGCAGAGCAACUCAAGGAGUUUAGAGAGAACCAGUUGUCCACCUCGGCAUGCUCCAACAGGACCCAGGUCCCAGCCUGCAACAUGAAGCUCAAAUAUGCGCCGUAUCUCGAGCUGCCUGGAGGGAUUGCAUUGCAGGGUGCUACACUGGUUGCUAUCAAGCCCUCGACCGAGGGAAGCAAUGGCGGCCAUAUGAGCCGCAAGGAAACGGAUGCAUUCAUCUCUGGGGCAUUUGAUGGGCCGCUCAAGUUCGCUGCAAAGGCGCUCAUGAAGAGGCGCACGUACCUUCUGGAGAUGAAUGGCUUCUAGAUAUCCUCCUCAGUUCUUCCUAGCUUGCCGAUGCAUGGAUGGAAGGCUCACUUAGCUGCUUUAACUUUCGAUCUGUGUCUAGUUCGUCCUUGUUGUCUCUUGUGUUAGCUCUUUGUACAGUGGAGACAUUUGGUUGGUUAUAUGAAUAUCAUAUCAAAUUACUA
This is a messenger RNA of Lolium rigidum, 1784 nucleotides long. Its product is annotated as F-box protein At5g46170-like. The transcript has 2 exons. The record is from RefSeq and is a predicted model, not a curated record. Gene Ontology annotation, molecular function: protein binding. The coding region runs from base 529 to 1620 and encodes 363 amino acids. NCBI's taxonomy places the organism in Eukaryota, Viridiplantae, Streptophyta, Magnoliopsida, Poales, Poaceae.